Colletotrichum scovillei is the source of this 1554-nucleotide messenger RNA. RefSeq lists its product as uncharacterized. Gene Ontology annotation, molecular function: transmembrane transporter activity. Gene Ontology annotation, biological process: transmembrane transport. Bases 1 to 1554 code for a protein of 517 amino acids. Gene Ontology annotation, cellular component: membrane. Lineage: Eukaryota; Fungi; Ascomycota; Sordariomycetes; Glomerellales; Glomerellaceae. The transcript is spliced from 5 exons. The record is from RefSeq and is a predicted model, not a curated record.
AUGGUCGAAAAGAAGGAAGACCCAUGUGGUCAUGCCAAUGAAAAUGGCAUCCAACCCAGCGUUUCUACUACGCAGGGCCAGUCUGAGAUCCUCAAGUCACCCCAAGAUGGAGUCCUCGACGAGGCAGCCACAUUCCUGGCUAAUGCCGAUGCAUUCCCACCCAUGACGCCUGAGAUGGAAAGAAGGAUUGUCAAGAAGAUCGAUGCUUGGAUGAUUCCCUUACUCCUCUUCACCGCAACUCUCGGCGCAGUCGACAAAGUCCAAAUGGGAACGGCGUCUCUCUACGGGUUCCAGACAGACAACAAUUUUGUUGGCCAACAAUACAGCUGGCUUGGAAGCGUUCUCCCUUUAGGCCAAUUGAUCGGAUAUGUUGUCGCUUCGUAUCUUGUUCUCAAGUUUCCACCCGCAAAGUUUCUUUGUGGAUCAUCGUUGCUUUGGUCUAUUUUGACCUUGCUCCAUGCUCCAUGUAGGAGCUGGUCAGGAUUCAUGGCAUUGCGCUUUCUCAUGGGCUUCAUUGAAGCUGCCAUCUCGCCGUCUCUUACUAUUCUCGUAUCCAGCUUCUACACGAAACAGGAGCAGCCUCCGAGGAAUGCGAUCAUCUUCGCCUACUUCUCGUCGGUCUUCAAUGGCUUCUUCGCCUGGCUCGUGGGCAAAAUCCCGGACUCAGCCCCUCUCCUGAAGUGGCAGUAUCUGUACCUCAUCACCGGAACAAUCAACGUCCUGUACUCAAUCUUCAUCUGGUUCACGCUGCCAGAUAGCCCGAUGAACGCCCGCUUCCUGACAGACGAGGAGAAGUACCAUGCGACGAAACGUCUUGCAGCCAAUCGCACCGGCAUCUCCAACAAGGUCUGGAAGUGGGACCAAGUAUGGGAGGCCCUGUUGGACAUCAAAAUCUGGAUCAUUUUCGUCUUCAACAUCUUCAUCAACAUUCCAAAUGGCGGUCUUGUCAAUUUUGGAAGCAUUAUUAUCAACAACCUUGGCUUCACUUCGCUCGAGGCGAGUUUGCUUACCAUGCCGUUCGGUGUUCUCGCUACGUCUAGUGCCUGGGCCUUUAGCUAUCUUGCCGCAAGGUGGCAUAAUCGGAGGACAUUGGUAGCGUGUAUCGCUCUCAUGCUGCCAAUCUUGGGAACUGGACUCGUACAUGGCUUUCCCAGGUCGAAUAUUCCAGCACAAAUGGUCGGACUGUACUUCAUGUACUUCUACUGGCCUCCUUACGUCGUCGGGAUCUCACUUCCCCAAGCAAACACAGCAGGUCAGACGAAAAAGGCAGUAUGCUUUAGCCUGGUUCAAGUCGGCUAUGCCGCCGGCAAUUUGAUCGGACCGCAAACGUUUCGAGCUGAGCAGGCACCCAAAUAUUCAGGAGCCAUCAUCGCGAUGCUCACGAGCUAUGCUGUCUCUGUGUUGCUGAUGCUUUCAUAUUGGCUUGUCGCUGCUUGGGAGAACAAGGGGCGAGAUAAGAAGUACGGCAAGCCUCAAGAGCUGCAGGAAGGAACCGCUGACGGAUUUGUCGAUAUCACGGACAACGAGCAGAAAGACUUCCGAUAUACGACCUGA